AUGACCAUCGAGGCAUCCCCACAAGAACAAUCCAAAGAGCGCAAAACACCGCCUUGGAACAACCGCGUCCUCGAAAAGCGCGCCACCCAACUAGCCCUGAUCCCCUCAGCUUGGCACCUCCAAGCACCCCUUCUAGCAAACCCACCAGCAUCAAGCGUAGAAAUCAUCCGCGCAAGCGGCAUCCUCUCUGCCAACGAGCUAGAAUGGACCGAGACGGCAGAUAUCCGCGACCUCGUUGAGCUGGUUAAGUCCCAGCGCGUGACGAGCGAGGCGCUGACAACGGCGUUUUGUAAACGCGCUGCUAUCGCACAACAGGUUACGAAGUGCUUGACGGAGAUAUUCUUUGAUAAGGCUCUGCAGCGCGCUAGGGAGCUUGAUGAGCAUCUACUGCGUACUGGUAAAGUUGUUGGGCCUUUGCAUGGGGUUCCGGUUUCUGUGAAGGAUCGGUUUGAUGUUGAGGGAUUUGAUACGACUGUUGGAUGGGUGGGUCUUACCAAUAAACCGGCCCAGUCCAACAGUUCAAUCGUGCAGCUACUUGAGUCGAUGGGUGCGGUGCUCUAUGUUAAGACAAAUGUGCCUCAAUCUCUGAUGAUGUCCGACUCAUACAACCAUGUAUUUGGCCAAUCCGUAAACGCCUUCAACCACGCCCUAAUAUCAGGCGGUAGCUCCGGUGGCGAAGGUGCCCUCGUUGGUUCCGGGGGAAGCGUUUUAGGAAUCGGUACUGACAUCGGCGGUUCGAUCCGAGUACCUGCUAAUCUACAGGGUCUAUACUCUAUAUGUCCGACGACGGGGCGAGUACCGUGGGACUGCUCCUUCUUACACCAGCACUAUCUUGUCCCACCUGUUGCUGGUCCAAUGGCCACAUCGCUCGCUACAACAGAGUACUUCAUGGAAAGUCUCCUUGCGUCUAGUCCGUGGAGUCUGGAUCCAAGUGCAGUUCCCAUUCCAUGGCGAAAAGAGCUCGCAACCCCGCCGGUGAAUAGAAAGUUGAGACUGGGUGUUGUGUUUGAUGACGGCGUUAUUAAGCCGCAACCGCCUAUUGCGAGGGCAAUGCGUGAGACGGUGGAUGCGUUGCGAGCCGCUGGCCAUGAAGUAAUCGAAUGGGACACUUCCCUCCACAUCGCCACUACCAAUCUCUGGACAAAGGGCAUUCUUGCCGAUGGCGGUCAGCACUGCCGCUCGCUCUGUAAGAUAGUUGACGAACCCUUGAUUGAAGGCAUGGUUGUCGGCAAAGAAAGCGAUCUUCUCUCACACGAGGAGCGAGAGCAGUUCGAAGCAACAAAGCACACUCUCCAAACCGCCUUUCUGAAACAAUGGGUUUCAUCGGAAAUAGACGCCCUCCUCAUGCCCGUCCUCCCGUGGGUAGGCUAUAAGCCCAAGACGUGGGUGAAGAGUAAACAGUGGUUGGGCUACACGGCUAUGUGGAAUCUGCUAGAUUAUGCAGCUGUUACUGUUCCUGUUGCUCGGGCGGAUCAAGGUCUUGAUUCUGGUGACAGUACGGGUAAUGCUGAGUGGGAGGGACAUUCCAUUAGGAAUGAGUCGGAUGCUUUUAAUUAUUUGCAGUAUGAUAUCGACCUUGUGCAUGGGAUGCCUCUCUGUGUGCAGAUUGUUGGAGGUCGAUUUGGAGAGGAAAAAGCCGUGGCGGUUGGGAAGGUCGUUGAUGAGUUGAUGAAUCCGACUCCCUUUCACCCGUAA
Messenger RNA from Penicillium expansum, 1695 nucleotides. RefSeq lists its product as uncharacterized. The record is from RefSeq and is a predicted model, not a curated record. Lineage: Eukaryota; Fungi; Ascomycota; Eurotiomycetes; Eurotiales; Aspergillaceae. Bases 1 to 1695 code for a protein of 564 amino acids. The transcript has 7 exons.